UCACUAUUACCUGCUUUGGUGACGGGAAGCCCACAGUGGCAACGAUGAGGUGGAGAUCUGUGUGGUUGUGUUUUCUGGCUUUGUCUGUCACCAAUGUCAUCGAGGUCCAAGCCAGACUGGUCCACAACCAUGUCAGCAGCAUCUGCAGCACCUGGGGCAGAGAGCACUUCAAGACAUUUGAUGGUGAUGUGUACCAGUUUCCUGGUACAUGUGAGUACAACCUGGUCUCCGACUGCCACGAGUCCUACCAGGAGUUCUCUGUGCACGUGAAGAGGACAGAAAACGAUGGAAACCCUACAGUCAGUUACGUGGUGGUCACCAUCAAUGACCUGUCGUUCCACCUCAGCAAGACUUCAAUCACAGAAAAUGACGUGCCUGUCAACUUGCCAUAUUACAAGGCAGGAGUGCAAGUGGAAAAAAAUGCAGUUUACAUCAAGCUCCAGUCCAAAGUUGGCAUCACUGUCAUGUGGAACGGUGACGAUGCAGUCAUGGUGGAACUUGACCAUGAAUAUGCUAGUCUUACUUGUGGACUUUGUGGAGACUUCAAUGGUGUUUCAGUCUACGAUGAGUUCAUUCAUAAUGGUCGCAAAAUCAGCCCCAUUGAGUUUGGCAACAAACACAAAGUCCAUCGCUCAAAUGACGAUUGUGAGGACCCUUAUGAAGAGGAGGAUGAAUCACUGGAGUCUGUUUCUGAGUCAUGCAAGGAGUUUCAAACCAUCUGUGAGGAGAAGCUGCGUUCAGAGUCCUGGAGCUCCUGCACCAAACUGAUCAACCCUGCACCGUACAUCCAGGCCUGUGUGCAGGACAUGUGCAGCUGCACCAACAGCUCAGAAGACUUCUGUGUCUGCAGCACACUUUCUGAGUUCUCCCGACAGUGUUCUCAUGCAGAAGGAGAACCUCCCAGCUGGAGAACGCCUCAGUUCUGUGCUAAACAGUGCCCGUUCAACAUGGUUUAUGAAGAGAGCGGUUCUCCUUGCAUGGACACCUGCACACAUCAAGACACAAGUUCACUGUGUGAGGAACACAAAAUGGACGGCUGCUUCUGUCCUCCUGGAACUGUGUUUGAUGAUAUUUCCAUGAGGGGGUGCAUUGCUCAGUCUGAAUGUCAGUGCAAGCACAGCAAAGUCUAUAACUCUGGGGAGAUUUACCAACAGGACCGAGAGAAAUGCACAUGCCUUGAGGGCCGAUGGGCUUGUGAGAUUCUUCAAACUCCUGCUACGUGUGCCGUUGAAGAGGGUUCACAUGUAACUACCUUUGAUGGGAAAACUUACACCUUCCAUGGAGAGUGUUACUACACUCUGGCCAAAGUGGAAAGCAAGGAUGCUACAAGCCCAAAGUUUACCAUCCUGGUCCAACUGGUGCCUUGUGCAAACCAAGAGUUUGACACUUGUCUGAAGAAUGUUAAAAUCCUGCUAAACAACGACAAAAACAAUGUGUUAACAUUCACUUCUGAUGGCACAGUAAAGCAGAACAUGCAGACCAUCAGUUUGCCGUACCACACAGGAGACAUCAGCAUAUUCCAUGCCUCAUCCUUUCACAUCUUGCUCCAGACCAGUUUCGGGUUACAGAUUCAGAUCCAGCAUGUGCCUCUCAUGCAAGUCUAUGUCAGCCUGGAACAGAGCUACAGAGCAAAGACUCGUGGUCUAUGUGGGAACUACAACAUGGUCCUGUCUGAUGACAUGAAGACUCCUCAAGGGAUCAUUGAGGGAACUGCAGCAACUUUUAGUAACUCUUGGAAGGCAAACCUCGUGUGCCAAGACAGAGAGGAGCGACUGGAUGACCCCUGUUCUCUCAGUGUGGAAAAUGAGAAGUACGCCAAACAUUGGUGCGCUUUGCUGCUCGGCCCAAAUAAUACCUUCACACAAUGCCAUUCAGUGGUGGAUCCUGAGAUAUACUACAAGCGAUGCACUUAUGCGAGCUGUAACUGUGAGAAGAGCGAGGCCUGCCUGUGUGCCGUCUUCUCCUCCUACACAAGAGCUUGUGCAUCAAAAGGAGUGUUCUUGAUAGACUGGAGAGAGAAAGUGUGCGGUAAAUACACAGAGAGCUGCCCAGCAUCUCAGACCUUCUCUUACAAGCAUCAGAGAUGCCAGUUGACUUGCAAAUCAUUGGGCUCAGUACAGCAGAGCUGCAUCUCUGACUUCUUGCCUGUGGAUGGCUGCUCCUGCUCUGAGGGUCUCUACCAAAAUGAAAACGGUAUCUGCGUCCCCAUGGAAAAAUGUCCCUGUUACCAUAAUGAAGUGUACAUUAAGCCAGGAAAGUCCAUCAGCAUCAAAGAUGAACACUGUGUGUGCACCAACGGAGUGCUUCAUUGCCAUUCUUGGAGACUCCGCUCAUCAGCAUGCCCUUCUCCAAAAGUAUUCUUCAACUGCUCUGCAACGGUUGCAGAAGAGCUGGGACUGCAGUGUGCUCGAACUUGCUUAAAUCUGGAUAGCGAUGACUGCAUUUCCACAGAUUGCGAAUCUGGCUGUGUGUGUCCCGGUGGCCUCCUUGAUGAUGGUAAAGGUUCCUGUGUCAAUGAAAAUGAGUGUCCAUGUCAGCAUAAUGGCCAUCUCUAUAUCCCAGGAGCACAAAUUCCUAACCAGUGCAACACCUGUACCUGCAAAGGUGGAAAGUGGAAAUGCACAGAAGAAAAGUGUCCAGGAACUUGCAUUAUUUAUGGAAGUGGUCACUAUGAAACAUUUGACCAGCAAACAUAUGGAUUUCAAGGACAUUGUGCCUAUGUUGCUGUCAAGAACAACUGUGGCAACAAACAAGUGCAGGAUAAAUUUGGAGUUAUUACAGAAAAUGUACCAUGUGGAACUACAGGCACCACAUGCUCCAAAACUGUCAGAAUUCACCUGGGGCGAAAGGAAAUCAAACUCUCAAAGGGUAAAUAUGAAGAGUCGGAUCUGGGCAAUGGCACUGAGAUUCAGUACAGAAUAAGAAAGGUCGGCUUGUACCUGGUCGUAGAGUCUGCCAUUGGUUUGGCAGUGAUGUGGGAUCGCAAAACAACUGUUCGCAUCCUACUGGAACCACAGCACAGCGGAGAGGUUUGUGGCCUGUGUGGAAAUUUUGAUGGUGAUGGACAGAAUGACUUCACCACCUCCGGUCAGCUGGUAGUGAGCAAUCCAUUAGAAUUUGCCAACAGCUGGAAAGUGUCCAGCAACUGCCCAGAUGUGGAAGUGAAUGUUAAUCCUUGUGAAGCAACACCAAAUCGACAUCACUGGGCAAAAAUGAAGUGCAGCAUUAUAACUGGACAAACGUUCAAAGACUGCCACAAUAAGGUGGAUCCCCGUCCAUUUCAUGACAACUGUGUGAAAGACUCGUGUGCCUGUGACUCUGGAGGGGACUGUGAGUGUUUCUGCACAGCUGUUGCAGCUUACGCUCAAGCUUGUAAUGAGGCCGGUGUUUGUGUUGCAUGGAGAACUCCAGACAUCUGUCCUGUCUUUUGUGAUUACUACAACAGCCCAGAUGACUGCAAGUGGCACUACAACCCUUGCCACACUCCUUGCUACAAGACGUGUUUGAAUCCACAAGGAAUUUGUAGCAAUCCAAUACCCAACCUAGAAGGCUGUUACCCUGUAUGCCCAGAAGAUAAACCUAUAUUUGAUGAGAAGAACCAGACAUGUGUGGACAUAUGUCCCUAUUGCAUUUACAACGGGACUGUAUAUGAAGAAAAUGAAGUUAUUUACAAUGUGACUGACAAUUUGGGAAUGUGUUACUAUGCAAUCUGCAUUAAUGCAACAGUGAUACAUGGAAAUCAAUCAUGCAAUAUUACAACCCCUACUACAACUGUAGGACCAACUGCAACAACUACAAUUCCAACCACCCAACCUCCGACUACAACUCCACUUCCAACUACAACCACAACAAUUACAACCAAACCCCCUACUACAACUGCAGGGCCAACGACAACCCCAAUAACCCAACCUCCUACGACAACUGCAGGCCCACCCACAACCACAACAGCAACAACCCCAAAAACCCAACCUCCUACGACAACUGCAGCCCCAACCACAACUAAUCCUUGUAUCACGUGUGAGUGGUCAGACUGGUAUAACGUGCAUGAUCCAAGUACAGAUCACAGUGACUGGGAAACAUAUGAGAAUAUCACAAAUAGUGGUCUACAAAUAUGUGACAAACGCUGGUUUAUUGAUUGUCGAGCUGUUCAUUUCCCGGACAUGGACUUCAAUGACUAUAAAAAUCAAACUGGCCAAAUUGUUAGUUGUGAUGUGGAUUAUGGAUUGAUAUGUAAAGUAGAGGACCAGUCAAGACCUCCACGAAAGUGCUUUGACUACAAGAUCAGAGUAUGUUGUGAGGUAAAUACAUGUGUAUCGACAACCCCAACUCCAGGCUUAACCACAACCACGACAAUCACAACCCCAACAUCCCAACCUCCGACUACAACUGAAGGCCCAACCACAACAGUUACAGCCCAGUCUCCUACUCCAACGGCAGGACUAACUACAACAACUACAACCCCAACAACCCAACCUCCUACGACAACUGCAGGACCUACCACAACCACAACAGUAACAACCCCAACAACCCAACCUCCGACGACAACUGCAGGUCCAACCACAGCCAUAAUAGUUACAACCCCAACUACCGAGCCUCCGACUACAACUGCAAGUCCAAUGACAACCACAACACUUAGAACUCCAACUACACAACACCCUACUACAACUCCAGGAGCAACAACAACAUCUACAACGCCAACAACCCAACCUCCUACUACAACUGUAGGUUCUACCACAACCACAACAGUUACAACCCAACCUCCUACUACAACUGCAGGUCCAACGACAACACUACGAACCCAACCUCCUACUACAUCAGCAGCCCCGACCACAACUAAUCCUUGUAUCACGUGUGAGUGGUCAGACUGGUAUAAUGUGCAUGAUCCAAGUACGGAUCACAGUGACUGGGAAACAUAUGAGAACAUCACAAACAGUGGUCUACAAAUAUGUGACAAACGCUGGUUUAUUGAUUGUCGAGCUGUUCAUUUCCCGGACUUGGACUUCAAUGACUAUAAAAAUCAAACUGGCCAAAUUGUUAGUUGUGAUGUGGAUUAUGGAUUGAUAUGUAAAGUAGAGGACCAGUCAAGACCUCCACGAAAGUGCUUUGACUACAAGAUCAGAGUAUGUUGUGAGGUAAAUACAUGUGUAUCGACAACCCCAACUCCAGGCUUAACCACAACCACGACAAUCACAACCCCAACAUCCCAACCUCCGACUACAACUGAAGGCCCAACCACAACAGUUACAGCCCAGUCUCCUACUCCAACGGCAGGACUAACUACAACAACUACAACCCCAACAACCCAACCUCCUACGACAACUGCAGGACCUACCACAACCACAAUAGUAACAACCCCAACAACCCAACCUCCGACGACAACUGCAGGUCCAACCACAGCCAUAAUAGUUACAACCCCAACUACCGAGCCUCCGACUACAACUGCAAGUCCAAUGACAACCACAACACUUAGAACUCCAACUACACAACACCCUACUACAACUCCAGGAGCAACAACAACAUCUACAACGCCAACAACCCAACCUCCUACUACAACUGUAGGUUCUACCACAACCACAACAGUUACAACCCAACCUCCUACUACAACUGCAGGUCCAACGACAACACUACGAACCCAACCUCCUACUACAUCAGCAGCCCCGACCACAACUAAUCCUUGUAUCACGUGUGAGUGGUCAGACUGGUAUAAUGUGCAUGAUCCAAGUACGGAUCACAGUGACUGGGAAACAUAUGAGAACAUCACAAACAGUGGUCUACAAAUAUGUGACAAACGCUGGUUUAUUGAUUGUCGAGCUGUUCAUUUCCCGGACAUGGACUUCAAUGACUAUAAAAAUCAAACUGGCCAAGUCGUCAGUUGUGAUGUGGAUUAUGGAUUGAUAUGUAAAGUAGAGGACCAGUCAAGACCUCCACGAAAGUGCUUUGACUACAAGAUCAGAGUAUGUUGUGAAGUAAAUAUAUGUGUAUCGACAACCCCAACAGCCCAACCUCCUACGACAACCAUGGGACCAACUACAACGACUACAACCCCAACAACCCAAUCUCCUACUACUGCAGGACCAACAACAACCACAAUAACGACAACACCCAUCACUGUAGCUACUGUCAAAACUGGAGGCCCAAUCACAAAAUCACCUACACCAACCGCAAAACCAGUUGUAGCUGAAUCCACAACAGUUACAACCACAAUACAGCAACCUCCUACUACAACCACUGGCCCAACGACAACAACCCAACCUCCUACUACAACAGGCACAACCACAAGAGUUACAACUCCAACAACUCAACCUCCUACUACAACUACAAGUCCAACUACAACCACAGCCGUUACAACUCCAACAACCCAACCUCCUACUACAACUACAAGUCCAACUACAACCACAACCGUUACAACUCCAACAACCCAACCUCCUACUACAACUACAAGUCCACCUACAACCACAACCGUUACAACUCCAACAACCCAACCUCCUACUACAACUACAAGUCCAACUACAGCCACAACAUCUACAACUCCAACAACCCAACCUCCUACUACAACUACAAGUCCAACUACAACCACAACCGUUACAACUCCAACAACCCAACCUCCUACUACAACUACAAGUCCAACCACAACUACAACAGUGACAGCUCCAACAACUCAACCUCCUACUACAACUACAAGUCCAACCACAACCACAACAGUUACAACCCCAACAACCCAACCUCCUACUACAACUACAAGUCCAACCACAACCACAAGAGUUACAACUCCAACAACCCAACCUCCUACUACAACUACAAGUCCAACUACAACCACAACCAUUACAACUCCAACAACCCAACCUUCCACUACAACUGCAAGUCCAACCACAACAGUUACAACUCCAACAACCCAACCUCCUACUACAACUACAAGUCCAACUACAACCACAACCGUUACAACUCCAACAACCCAACCUCCUACUACAACUACAAGUCCAACUACAGCCACAACAUCUACAACUCCAACAACCCAACCUCCUACUACAACUGCAAGUCCAACUACAACAGUUACAACUCCAACAACCCAACCUCCUACUACAACUACAAGUCCAACUACAACCACAACCGUUACAACUCCAACAACCCAACCUCCUACUACAACUACAAGUCCAACUACAGCCACAGCAUCUACAACUCCAACAACCCAACCUCCUACUACAACUGCAAGUCCAACUACAACCACAACCGUUACAACUCCAACAACCCAACCUCCUACUACAACUACAAGUCCAACCACAACCACAACAGUGACAACUCCAACAACUCAACCUCCUACUACAACGGCAAGUCCAACUACAACCACAACCGUUACAACUCCGACAACCCAACCUCCUACUACAACUACAAGUCCAACCACAACCACAGCAUCUACAACUCCAACAACCCAACCUCCUACUACAACUACAAGUCCAACUACAACCACAUCUACAACUCCAACAACCCAACCUCCUACUACAACUACAAAUCCAACCACAACCACAACCAUUACAACUCCAACAACCCAACCUCCCACUACAACUACAAGUCCAACCACAACCACAGCAUCUACAACUCCAACAACCCAACCUCCUACUACAAUUACAAGUCCAACCACAACAUCUACAACUCCAACAACUCAACCUCCUACUACAACUACAAGUCCAACUACAACCACAACCGUUACAACUCCAACAACCCAACCUCCUACUACAACUACAAGUCCAACUACAACCACAACCGUUACAACUCCAACAACCCAACCUCCUACUACAACUACAAGUCCAACUACAACCACAACCGUUACAACUCCAACAACCCAACCUCCUACUACAACUACAAGUCCAACCACAACCACAACAGUGACAACUCCAACAACUCAACCUCCUACUACAACGACAGGUCCAACUACAACCACAACCGUUACAACUCUGACAACCCAACCUCCUACUACAACUACAAGUCCAACCACAACCACAGCAUCUACAACUCCAACAACCCAACCUUCUACUGCAACUACAAGUCCAAAAACAACAUCUACAACUCCAACAACCCAACCUCCUACUACAACUACAAGUCCAACUACAACCACAUCUACAACUCCAACAACCCAACCUCCUACUACAACUACAAAUCCAACCACAACCACAACCAUUACAACUCCAACAACCCAACCUCCUACUACAACUACAAGUCCAACUACAACCACAACCGUUACAACUCCAACAACCCAACCUCCUACUACAACUACAAGUCCAACUACAACCACAACCAUUACAACUCCAACAACCCAACCUCCUACUACAACUACAAGUCCAACCACAACCACAAUAGUUACAACUCCAACAACUCAAUCUCCUACUACAACGACAGGUCCAACUACAACCACAACCAUUACAACUCCAACAACCCAACCUCCUACUACAACUACAAGUCCAACCACAACCACAAUAUCUACAACUCCAACAACCCAACCUCCUACUACAUCUACAAGUCCAACCACAACAUCUACAACUCCAACAACCCAACCUCCUACUACAACUACAAGUCCAACCACAACCAUUACAACUCCAACAACCCAACCUCCUACUACAACUACAAGUCCAACCACAACCACAACAGUGACAACUCCAACAACUCAACCUCCUACUACAACGGCAAGUCCAACUACAACCACAACCGUUACAACUCCGACAACCCAACCUCCUACUACAACUACAAGUCCAACCACAACCACAGCAUCUACAACUCCAACAACCCAACCUCCUACUACAACUACAAGUCCAACUACAACCACAUCUACAACUCCAACAACCCAACCUCCUACUACAACUACAAAUCCAACCACAACCACAACCAUUACAACUCCAACAACCCAACCUCCCACUACAACUACAAGUCCAACCACAACCACAGCAUCUACAACUCCAACAACCCAACCUCCUACUACAAUUACAAGUCCAACCACAACAUCUACAACUCCAACAACUCAACCUCCUACUACAACUACAAGUCCAACUACAACCACAACCGUUACAACUCCAACAACCCAACCUCCUACUACAACUACAAGUCCAACUACAACCACAACCGUUACAACUCCAACAACCCAACCUCCUACUACAACUACAAGUCCAACUACAACCACAACCGUUACAACUCCAACAACCCAACCUCCUACUACAACUACAAGUCCAACCACAACCACAACAGUGACAACUCCAACAACUCAACCUCCUACUACAACGACAGGUCCAACUACAACCACAACCGUUACAACUCUGACAACCCAACCUCCUACUACAACUACAAGUCCAACCACAACCACAGCAUCUACAACUCCAACAACCCAACCUUCUACUGCAACUACAAGUCCAAAAACAACAUCUACAACUCCAACAACCCAACCUCCUACUACAACUACAAGUCCAACUACAACCACAUCUACAACUCCAACAACCCAACCUCCUACUACAACUACAAAUCCAACCACAACCACAACCAUUACAACUCCAACAACCCAACCUUCUACUGCAACUACAAGUCCAAAAACAACAUCUACAACUCCAACAACCCAACCUCCUACUACAACUACAAGUCCAACUACAACCACAACCAUUACAACUCCAACAACCCAACCUCCUACUACAACUACAAGUCCAACCACAACCACAAUAGUUACAACUCCAACAACUCAAUCUCCUACUACAACGACAGGUCCAACUACAACCACAACCAUUACAACUCCAACAACCCAACCUCCUACUACAACUACAAGUCCAACCACAACCACAAUAUCUACAACUCCAACAACCCAACCUCCUACUACAUCUACAAGUCCAACCACAACAUCUACAACUCCAACAACCCAACCUCCUACUACAACUACAAGUCCAACCACAACCAUUACAACUCCAACAACCCAACCUCCUACUACAACUACAAGUCCAACCACAACAUCUACAACUCCAACAACUCAACCUCCUACUACAACUACAAGUCCAACUACACCCACAACCGUUACAACUCCAACAACCCAACCCCCUACUACAACUACAAGUCCAACCACAACCACAACAUCUACAACUCCAACAACUGAACCUCCUACUACAACGACAAGUCCAAUUACAACCACAACCAUUACAACUCCAACAACCCAACCUCCUACUACAACUACAAGUCCAACCACAACAUCUACAACUCCAACAACUCAACCUCCUACUACAACUACAAGUCCAACUACAACCACAACAUCUACAACUCCAACAGCCCAACCUCCUACUACAACUACAAGUCCAACCACAACCACAACAGUUACAACUCCAACAACCCAACCUCCUACUACAACUACAAGUCCAACCACAACCACAACCAUUACAACUCCAACAACCCAACCUCCUACUACAACUACAAGUCCAACCACAACCACAUCUACAACUCCAACAACUCAACCUCCUACUACAACGACAAGUCCAACUACAACCACAACCGUUACACCUCCAACAACCCAACCUCCUACUACAACUACAAGUCCAACCACAACAUCUACAACUCCAACAACUCAACCUCCUACUACAACUACAAGUCCAACUACAACCACAACCGUUACAACUCCAACAACCCCACCUCCUACUACAACUACAAGUCCAACCACAACAUCUACAACUCCAACAACUCAACCUCCUACUACAACUACAAGUCCAACUACAACCACAACCGUUACAACUCCAACAACGCAACCUCCUACUACAACUACAAGUCCAACUACAACCACAACAUCUACAACUCCAACAACUCAACCUCCUACUACAACUACAAGUCCAACUACAACCACAACCAUUACAACUCCAACAACCCAACCCCCUACUACAACUACAAGUCCAACCACAACCACAACAGUUACAACUCCAACAACCCAACCUCCUACUCCAACUGCAGGUACAACCACAACAUCUACAACUCCAACAACCCAACCUCCUACGACAACUACAAGUCCAGCUACAACCACAACCGUUACAACUCCAACGACCCAAACUCCUACUACAACUACAGGACCAGCUACACCAACUACAACUCCACCCACCCAACCUACUGCAACUGCAGGCUCAACCACAACAGCUACAACCCCACCAACCCAACCUCCUUCGACAACUAGUCCAACUAUGACUACAAAAUGCUUCUGUAUUUUUAAUGGCGAGAUUUAUUACCCAGGGCAGGUAAUAAUUGAUAAUAAACAUAUUGGGUCAGGCAUAUGUCUCUCAAUGAUAUGUUCUGACAUCUGUGAAAUCCACAACAAGACUGAAGAGUGUUGGACCACAACCACACCUACAUCUACACUCACACCGACAGAAAUACCACCUACGUGUCCUGAAUGGAAUGUCACACAAAAUGAGACCUUCUUCCUGUGCAACUGCACCAUGGCCAAGUGUAUUGAGAACAACACAAUUGAAAUAGUUCCAUAUGAAUGUCCGCCCAUUAAGAAUAUAACUUGUACUAAUGGAAAGAAACCAGUUCUUGUGUACGAUGAAUACUACUGCUGCCAACAUUAUGUUUGUGACUGUGUAUGUGAAGGCUGGGGAGAUCCUCAUUACAUAACUUUUGAUGGAUUCUACUACAGUUAUCAAGGGAACUGUACUUAUGUUUUAAUGGAAGAGAUUUUACCAAGACACUACCUGAAAAUUUAUAUUGAUAAUGUCUUUUGCGAUCCCACUGAAGAUGUUUCUUGUCCACGAUCACUAAUAAUAUCAUAUGGAUCAGAAGUUGUCACACUCAUUAAUCAUAACCUUCUUGGAGCACCAGAGUUGGAGGCAUUGAAAAAUGGAAAAACACUUAAACUACCCUAUUCACAGUAUGGUAUCAAAGUUGUGAAUACUGGCAUUAACCUGGUUUUGGAGAUCCCUCGCCUGCAAGUGGUCAUUACAUUUGGAAUAACUGGUUUUAGUGUUACACUGCCGUUUCAGUACUUUGGCAGCAACACACAGGGUCAUUGUGGAACAUGCACCAACAACCAGGCUGAUGACUGCAUGUUGCCUGGAGGCCAGCUGGUGGAAAGUUGCGCAGUGAUGGCGGACUACUGGCCAGCAAAGGACAUUUACCAACCCAACUGCUUGGUGCCACCUGUACUACCCACCAGUGUACCUGAACCACCAACCUUAGAACCAUGCAACGCAGACUCCAUAUGCGACCUGCUUUACAACAGUCCCUUUGCAGAGUGCCACCCCUUUGUCUCACCAGACAAUUUCUACAGAGGUUGUGUUUUUGAUAGUUGUCAUGUUUCCAACCCAGCAGUAGAGUGCACAAGUUUGCAGACUUAUGCUGCUGCUUGUGCGCAGGCCGGAGUUUGCCUCCACUGGAGGAACCACACCACGAUAUGUGCCAGUGACUGCCCAUCAAACAAAGUGUACAAACCUUGUGGUCCUGCCGAGCAACCAACCUGUGAAGACAAUCCCUAUGAACCUACUAUGAACUACACCACUGAGGGCUGCUUUUGUCCUGAUGGAAUGAAACUCUUUAACAAAGAGUCUGGAAUAUGUGUUGAAAAAUGUGGAUGUCUUGAUCCUGAGGGUAUUCCUCGUGAGUUCAAUGAGAGGUUUGAGUACAAAUGCCAGGACUGCAUCUGUGAGGAGACCACUAAGACGGUGACUUGCAAGCCUAAGGUGUGCCCAGCACUUCCCAUUGCAAACUGCACUGGUGAAGGGUUUGUUCUGGUCAACCAAACUAAUCCAUCAGACCCCUGCUGUUCUGCAUAUGUUUGCCAAUGUCAAAUCAACACUUGCCCAGUCAGCAACAAGAACUGUCCUGUUGGAUAUAAGCCAGUUAUCAGUGUUCCAGAAGGAAAAUGCUGUCCACAACAAACAUGUGAUCCGAAAAGAGUUUGUGUCCACAAAGAUGUCGAAUACCACCCCGGGUCUUCAGUUCCUGCCAACGCAUGUCAGGAUUGUACCUGUAGCAAUGAGGUCGACCCAAAAUCUGGUCUAUUCAAAAUAACUUGUGAGUUUCAGCAAUGUAAAGAAACUUGUGACAUGGGAUAUGAAUAUGUGGAAACUAUUUCUGAUGAGUGUUGUGGGAGGUGUGUACAGACACACUGUAUCCUCAGUGUUAACGGUACUAAGCAGCUCUUAGCGCAAAGAGAAACCUGGUCACCAGCUGAGAAUAAGUGUGAGCAUUACACCUGUGUUAAAAGCGGUGAGACUUUAGCAACGAUCAGUUCUCACAUUGUCUGCCCACCAUUCCAACAGAGCAACUGCCAACCUAACACAAUUCAGACUGCAGCAAAUGGCUGCUGUAAAGUUUGUGUGGAGAAGGAAAAGGGCUGCAAGUUAGCAUCUAUGAAAACCCGCGUUUCACACAAGGGCUGUCAGUCUGAACAGGAAGUCGAUAUGCCGUAUUGUGAAGGAUCUUGCAACACUUUCACCAUGUACUCUCAAGCAGCAGCAGCUAUGCAGCAUACAUGUUCCUGCUGUAAGGAGACUCGAUCCAGCAAUCGCACCGUUGACUUGUUCUGUCUGAAUGGAGAUACGAUUCCCUACACAUACAUGCAUGUGGAGGACUGUGGCUGUGGACACACGGACUGCACCAGAGCUGCAGCACCGCCUGCUCGCAGGAAGAGAAGCUUCACACUGCUGUGAUAAAGCACCUGCUGUCACUUUAACUUCAAUAUUUGUCAGAUACAAAUAUUCCUUUCCAUAUUUUUCUAACAAUCACUACACCUCUUACAAAGCAAUUGCCAUUGUAAAGAGACUAUUUAUCAAUUGAUCAAAUAAAAAGAUGCAACUCA
Messenger RNA from Amphiprion ocellaris (clown anemonefish), 13795 nucleotides. RefSeq names its product mucin-2-like. The record is from RefSeq and is a predicted model, not a curated record. The transcript has 44 exons. Gene Ontology annotation, molecular function: protein binding. NCBI's taxonomy places the organism in Eukaryota, Metazoa, Chordata, Actinopteri, Pomacentridae. The coding region runs from base 45 to 13646 and encodes 4533 amino acids. Gene Ontology annotation, cellular component: extracellular matrix.